ACGAAGCCAAAGACACCUCAGGUGCCCUAUGCGAUAUUGGGAGGGAUGGGAAUUUGAAAGCAAUUUGCUCCAGCCUCCCCUCUGUUUUCACUCUAAUUCUACAGCCUGCACUAGGAGGAUUGAAACUGGCGGCUUGAGUGUUAACUCACCCAUGUAAAGCGACCACCGGAGCUCACCGCUGCAAUAACUAAGCCUGUCUUGGCAGUAAGAGGAUUGGUUGACUGUAAAAACAUCUGCCUGACGCUUGGUUGCAGAGCGUAAACGGGUGUUGAGGAAGCGUCUCUCUAUCACGGACGAGCAUGUGAGCAAGUAGCCUACAGCUUUUGAUAGUAUCGUUUAAUGGCACUUUACGCUAUUGAAUUGGGAUGAUACUAAUUCAUCUCCUAGUAGGUGUCCAUUAGCCUAUCAAAUUUAGUCACUGCGCGCAAGUGGUUGGUUUCUGUUAUGCUCAAUGGAGAGCAAACGGAUUCUUCACUCUGUCGGUAAAAGCAGUCACGGUAUGGCUUUUUUUCUUAUUCAUCUGCUUCUGCAAAUGGGAUUCGUUUUCGGAUCUAAUUAUGGGUAUGUGGAAUGGUCGGAUAACGACAAAGACGCUGAAAUACGAUCGAAGAACCCCACUAUGUACAGCACUCAAAAUAUCAACAAGGAAUCGAUGCACCAUCCAACUUCUUACCCAGGACCCUUCACGGAGCGCACCAUUGUGGCGCACAAAAUCGAAGAGGACCUGCCUAGGGUGGUAACAGCUUUCCUGCACACGGGAGACUCGUCGGCUCUUGAACAAGUCAACUGUUCUCGGAGGUAUGAGUUGAGUAGCCUCCGCGGUGGAACCAAUGUGGCCUCACACUAUUUUCUCCAUAGCGUGCUGGACACCAUGGCGCACGCAACCAACUUUCUGAACAUGAUUUUACAAGCCAACAGGUCAAGAGAGCACAGCCUUCGGAGGGAUAUUAACUGGUACCACGCACUGGUUCGGAGUAUUCUCGAGGGGGACCCCAAAAUUCACAGGGCAGUGGUUACAUUCCAUUCUGAUGCUCCGACGCGGGGUCCCCAUGUUUUCCUUCAAGCGACAAGAACUGAAGGGGAAGUGGUUCUCCAGGACCUUUCCAACUCCGCUCACCACCAUCUCAAGAGCAGGAGCCCGGAUUCUGAGUGGUUUAACGAGUUCAGGGACCGAAAAAAACCGUACAUGCAGAGAAGGGCGUCGAGCCGAGACCCAGUAGCCACUCAAAAUGGCUACAUUCUCGACAAAAGUCAAAUCAAGUGGUCUGCGCCUUACCUGGAAUGCGAGCAUGGGAAUUUCGUACCACACUGGCUACUCACCUUGUCUGCGGGGUUCUAUGGUCUGAAGACAAAUUCCGCGCCCGAGUUCAGGGGUGUGGUUCGAGUGGACAUCAACCUCCAGGAUGUGGACAUUGACCAGUGCUCCAGCAGUGGCUGGUUUGCUGGAACUCACCGCUGUAAUCUGACCAGCAUGGAUUGCAAUCCCAUUGUCGGACAUGGAUUCGUGCUAGACAACUACAAGUGCCAAUGCCGGAGAGGCUUCUACCAUCCUAGCAGAGUGGCACUCAACGGCUUUACAAAGAGCGGUGGUCACGCUCACGGUGAGGACCCCUCGGAGGGGUCCAGUAGGUGUCUGCCAUGCCAUGAGGGCUGCCCCUACUGCCGGGAUGACACGCCCUGCUUGGCUCAGGAGGACGGAGCCCUUCGGCUUUCCGUAGCCUCCUUCCAGGGCCUCUGUAUGCUGCUGGACUUAGUGGCCAUGGUGCUGGUCUACCACUUCCGCAGGAACAAGAGGAUCCGAGCGUCUGGUCUCGUCCUCCUGGAGGCCAUCUUGUUUGGAGCCUUGCUUCUCUACUUUCCCGUGAUGAUACUGUACUUCAGCCCCAGCGUGUUGCGCUGUAUCCUCCUGAGAUGGGUGCGUCUCCUGGGCUUUGCCACGGCCUACGGAACAGUGAUACUGAAGCUUUACAGGGUGCUGAAGGUGUUCCUGUCCCGUACGGCACAGCGGACGCCCUACAUCACCAGCUGGCGGGUGCUGCGUCUGCUGGGGGUCAUCCUGCUGGUGGUGCUGUGGUUUCUGGUGGCCUGGACCUCGGCCGUGUGUCAGACACCUGACCGGACGUCGGCCCUCAUCGAUGUGGGCCUCACCCCCGACGGGCUGCAGUUCAGCAUGUGCCUGCUGGACCGCUGGGAUUACAUGAUGGCAGUUGCCGAGUUCCUGUUUCUUCUGUGGGGAGUGUACCUGUGCUAUGCUGUCCGGACCGUACCGUCAGCCUUCCAUGAACCACGCUACAUGACUGUUGCCAUAUACAAUGAACUCCUCAUAUCGGCAGUAUUCCACACCAUUAGGUUCACUCUGGCUCCUCAGUGGCACCCUGACUGGAUGCUCAUGUUGGUCUUCACUCACACACAGCUCACCGUGACUGUGUCUUUGGGGCUGCUGUUUGUACCAAAGUGUCUGUCCACAGUGACCCAGGCGAGUGAUGACAUUGCCACUGAAACCUAUGAAGAGGAGCUGGACAUGGGCCGGUCCGGGUCCUACCUCAACAGCAGCAUCACCUCAGCCUGGAGCGAACACAGCCUGGACCCCGAAGACAUACGGGACGAGCUCAAGAAGCUUUACGCCCAACUGGAAGUCUACAAGCGCAAGAAGAUGCUGGCCAACAACCCACACCUGCAGAAGAAGCGCAGCUCCAAGAAGGGCCUGGGCCGCUCUCUCAUGAGGCGCCUCACUGAGAUCCCGGAGACCUUGCACCGACAUGGCAGCUAUGGCAGCCGUGAGGAACGUGACGGUAGCGAGCACGGGAGCAACCGCAGCACCCUUCGACGGAAUCCCUUCGACUCGUCCCAUUCAGGUCACAAGUCCAGGGAAGACUCUUUGAAGAACAAAGUUCUGGGCCUGAAUAAGUCACACAGCUACGACCACGUUUGUGACCAAGCUAAGGAAACUACCGGCGGAGAAGGCUUGGGUGGGGACAAAAUGGCCACCGGCGAUGGUUCCUUGCUGGGAUCUCUCAUUAGGAGGCAGGUUAAGAAGUCACCGGAGCCUGCCCCAAAGGUGGAACCGGCCGAGUCAGUGCCCUUGGUCUGCAAGUCGGCCAGCGCGCACAACUUCACAGCGGACAAAAAGCCCAUUCAGCUGAGGACGUCCAUCAUGCAGAAGUCACUGAGUGUCAUCACCAGUGCCAAAGAGAAGAUGCCCGGGCUCACCAGCAAGACCCAUAGCGCAGAGGAUGCCAGCAAGAAGGGACUCAAGGGUCGCGAUGGGAGGAUGCUGUCUGAGGUGGACGAGAUGGAGUGUUAUCCUAAGAUGAUCAUCAGCCAGUCGGUAGAGUACUCCAGGACACCCAUGGCCAAGAUGGGCAUCAUGAAGCAGCAGGUGAGUGGCAGCCAGCCGUCCAUCAAUACAGAGCCGGGGAGAAACCUGUAUGACCUCUCCGAGGUGUGCUCUUGGGAUGUGGAGGACCCCCCAACCCCGUCGGAUGGAAGGUCCCAGAAGCAUGUGUCCAUUGCUCCGGGAGAGACUACCACGGUCCACAGGGGUGAUGGUGGUGGUGGCACGGGUACCACCAAGGGCAGUCGCUCCCAACAGAAGCAGCAGAGAACCGCAGGGCAAUCGCCUGCAGGCCGACAGCGCUCCAAAGACAAGGGGUGUGAACGAGACGAGGCCAAAGAAACAAGGAAGCCCAGGUCUCCCAGAUCUCCACUCCUGCUCAAACCGGAGGUGUGCCCCUGGGCCUUUGAGGUGCAGCCAAUGUUGGGAGGCGAUUCAGACUCCAUCUCUCCAGAGAGGAUCAGACGUAAGAGGAGCGUCACACCAACUGAUGGGAAGCCCAAGAUCCUCCACUCAGACUACUCCAAAUCCACAGGGAGUCUGCUGCAGCCGCCCACCCUGAUGUUGGACAUCUGUCCCUGGGACUACAAUGAAGCCCCAGCCUCGCCUUCCCCCAGCCAGGAGAAGACCUGCUCCAGUCCCACGGCUCACUCCAAGCGGAAACGAAAAGGUUCGUGCUCCUCCAAAGAAAGGGGAGAGAGGGGUGAGAGAGAGAAAGGAGGGAGGGACAAGGAGGAGGAGAAGCAGCACAGGUCAAAGAACAAGGAGAGCUCCUCCAGCAGGCCCUCGGAAAGACCACGUGUCAGCCAAUCAUCAGAGGGUGUUCCGGUCACCGUGCCAACAUCUGGGAGACGGAGGAGCUCAACGAGAAACCCGGAGGCGUCGGAGAACAAGAGGGUAGAGGUGUGCCCGUGGGAGGUAGAAGACGCGCAUGCCAGCGUAGCACAGACAAAGCCUUCUCCAGCGAAAGAGAACUCUUUGAGUUCUCAUAACAAACAACCCGUUAGCACUGCUAAAAGGGUUGACGUUUGCCCCUGGGAUUUUGAAGACAAUGGGUCAGAGAAAAGUGCAUGAUAAUCAAAAUGAUAGACAAUGUGUUUUGUAUUCACGACACAAAUGCCUUGCAAACUGGGUUUUAAAGAUAAGGGUGGGAAAAACAGUUGUACUGUGGUUAUGACUAAAUCAUUUUGUGAAGUAAAACAUGCAAUACGGUCUGUUAGAGCAUUCCCAACAAAAGUAUUUGUUCGAAUACAAAGUCCUGUUGUUAGUUGUGCAGCUUAAAGUCACUAUCCGCAAUGUAGAGAAAUGUUUAGUCAGCACUAUUUGCUUGUACAUUUGCUCAGUUUGCAGUUUUGAGCCAUUUGUCACACUCUUUAAUACAUGAAACACGUCCUUACUACCUGUGAGGGAAUUUACACUGAAUGAAUUACAGACAACAAUCUGAUUUUAGACAGGUUUGUACAAGAACGUGGGACUGAUUUAACCAGUCCAUUUUUGUAAACAACUAAUUGAUGAUGUUGCCACAUGUUCCAUUAUACUGGACUGGAGUUCUCUUUUGUCUGUUUCCUGCACCUGGGUCAUUCCAAUAUUCUAGACUGGAGUUCUCUUUUGUCUGUUUCCUGCACCUGGGUCAUUCCAAUAUUCUAGACUGGAGUUCUCUUUUGUCUGUUUCCUGCACCUGGGUCAUUCCAAUAUUCUAGACUGGAGUUCUCUUUUGUCUGUUUCCUGCACCUGGGUCAUUCCAAUAUUCUAGACUGGAGUUCUCUUUUGUCUGUUUCCUGCACCUGGGUCAUUCUUGUCAAGUAGUGGGCCAAGUAUGAAUUCAGAGUGUUGGUCAUCGGGAAGUGUAUAAUAUAACUUCCAUAUGAAGCACAGUGCACAGAUAAGUAUACUGUUAAUUCUGGGGCCUUAUAGAUUAUACAAUUUGAAGUGUUGAGUAGGAGAAAUAGCUACAUUGGUGCACCAUACAUAGUUACCACUUGCGUAGCAACACGAGGAUGCAUCCCCUUAAGGAAGUGUAUCUAUUUGGUCUCCUUCCAGUCAAACAUGCGUUGUGUUCGUACAAAAAAACAAACUAAAGUUUAUCUUUGAUGCAUACAUUUUGUAAAACUGCUAUAGAAUGUGACAGAGCACUUCCAGAAAUUGCUUUGUUGUCAAUUCAUCAAUUUACAUCCAAAAUGCUACAGCAUUUGGUAAUGGACAUUUUUUGCAACAGAAACAAACAUUUCUUAUUGGACAAGUUCAACUUAGUCCAUCCCCUGUUUCAGUCUGUUUUUCUCCAAUUGGCUUCCUAGUGAGUAAAACCCAGCUAAUCCGUAACACAGUUCUUCUCAGUGGUGGAAAAAGUACCCAAUUGUCAUAAUUGAGUAAAUGUAAAGAUACCUUAUUGGAAAAUGACUCGUGUAAAAGUGAAAGUCACCCAGUAAAACACUACUUGAGUAAAAGUCUAAAAGUAUUUGGUUUUAAAUAUACUUAAGUAUCAAAAGUAAAAAAUAUAAAUAAUUUCAAAUUGCUUAUAUUAAGCAAGCCAAACGACACAAUAUCUUGUUUUUAUUUAUUUACGGAUAGCCAGGAGAACACUCCGACACUCAGACAUAAUUUACAAAUGAAACAUUUAUGUUUAGUGAGUCCACCAGAUCAGAGGAAGUAGGGAUGACCAGGGAGAUUUUCUUGAUAAGUGUGUGAUUGGACCAUUUUCCUGUUCCUGCUAAGUAUUCAAAUGUAACAAGUAUUUGUGGGGUUUCUGGAUAAAUGUAUGGAGUAAAAAAAGUAAAUUAUUGUCUUUAGGAAUAUAGUGAAGUAAAAGUACAAAUUGUCAAAAACAUAAAUAGUAAAGUAUAGAUAUCCCCCCAAAAAAUGACUUAAGUAGUACUUUAUGAAGUAUUUGUACUUUAAGUACUUCACACCACUGAUUCCGCUGUAUCCAUUAAUGCUACAGUGACUUCUGCAUGACAGUAAACAUAUUGGCCCAACGUCUCACUGCUCUUAGCAAACUCUGCUCCGUUAUAACCUGUUUGUUGAGUGAACUUGUACCACCGUCGUCUUAUCACUAUAAUGCUUGGUAACACUGCUGUUGCAUCCCACAUAGGAAUAUUUAUAUUGUACAUUUAUAUUGUGUUCUGUUGUAAUCGCAUGUACAUAACUCCCCCCCUUAAACCUGCAAUAAAUAUUUAUAAUAAAA
Messenger RNA from Oncorhynchus mykiss (rainbow trout), 6515 nucleotides. RefSeq names its product metabotropic glycine receptor. Lineage: Eukaryota; Metazoa; Chordata; Actinopteri; Salmoniformes; Salmonidae. Gene Ontology annotation, cellular component: membrane. The record is from RefSeq and is a predicted model, not a curated record. Gene Ontology annotation, molecular function: G protein-coupled receptor activity. Gene Ontology annotation, biological process: G protein-coupled receptor signaling pathway.